AUGUCCAAUAAUUCUCCCAGUCAAGAAAGUACAGAAAGUGAUUCAGAAAAUUCUAUCGAACUAAAUGUUAAUUUGGAUGCUUUACAAAAGUCCGCAUUUAACAUAUUUUACAUACAAUAUACCUCUAUACAAGAAUUUAGCGAAGGUGUCGCAGGGCAUCUGCAUAAAUUAAAAAAGUAUGAGGAUGCUUGGAAUAUUUAUUCAGAAUUAGCCAAGCAGAUUAGAUGCAUUAAAACAA
This is a messenger RNA of Racocetra persica, 238 nucleotides long. The record is from the annotation of a GenBank genome assembly. NCBI's taxonomy places the organism in Eukaryota, Fungi, Glomeromycota, Glomeromycetes, Diversisporales, Gigasporaceae.